AUGAACAAUUCUGAACUAGUUAAUAAUUCAUCUACUACUAUUGAUCAAUCAACAAUAACAAAUGGAAUCAAAAUAACUGAGUUUUCACGUCGUAUUGCAGAGCAAUUAAUUCUUUAUCAAAUUAUUCGUUAUCCAGAUCGAUGCCUUUUUAUCUGGAUUGGAACAACAUCAUGUGAUAUAUCAAAUUUAGCUAUGACAAUGCCUAAAAUGUCAUCGUCAUCCAAUGAAUUUCUUGGUACAACACUUUUUGGUACGGAUUUUUAUGAACAAUCAUUAUCAUUAAGUAAAAAAGUUGCACGUCGUUUGGGUGGACAAAAACAAAUAUAUGUUAGUAUUAAUCUAACCAACGAUACUGAUAAUGAAAUGUUAUUAAGUGAAGUUGAACAAGGCCUUUUUGAACAUAUGCGACAAAAUGAACAAGUUUAUUAA
Messenger RNA from Rotaria sp. Silwood2, 429 nucleotides. Lineage: Eukaryota; Metazoa; Rotifera; Eurotatoria; Philodinida; Philodinidae. The record is from the annotation of a GenBank genome assembly.